UGUGUUUGUAUAAAGGCAGAGUAAGUCUCCAAACAGAACCCUCAGUGCAUUGUCCCUUGCUGCUGUCUGAACACUGACAAAUAAAUUCCUACAUCCAGGCAGACAGGAUAAUGCCGAGAUCUUUAAAAUCCUUAAUCAUAAUGCACCCUUUUGGGGCCAUUAUUCUGUUCUCCCUGUUCCUCACACUCUGGUUUGUAUUAAUGCCCCUAAACCCACAGCGAGAGGUCUCCCAGCUCAAGCAACAGAACACACAACUUCGGGAAAGUCACAAGAAGCUGGAGGUGAAAAUGACGGCUCUGUACGAUGAUCUGAAGAAGACUCAGGAGGAGAAGGAGAAGGAGGUGCGAGAGGUCUCCCAGCUCAAGCAACAAAACACACAACUUCGGGAAAGUCACAAGAAGCUGGAGGUGAAAAUGACGGCUCUGUACGAUGAUCUGAAGAAGACUCAGGAGGAGAAGGAGAAGGAGGUGCGAGAGGUCUCCCAGCUCAAGCAACAAAACACACAACUUCAGGAAAGUCACAAGAAGCUGGAGGUGAAAAUGACGGCUCUGUAUGAUGAUCUGAAGAAGACUCAGGAGGAGAAGGAGAAGGAGGUGGCUCGGCAGCAUGAGAACAUUCUAGAAUUGGAGAAGAGGAUGAAAGAGCUUGAACAGCUGAACCACAACCUCACCAUCAAACAACAACAACUGGAUGAUGAAAUCAAGAAAUGCCAAGAACAAUCUGACCGAUGUCACAGGGAGGAGGAGUUAAUGAAUAACAAACUGAAGGCAGCAGGAGAAGAGUUAAGGCAAUGUCGGCUGGACAGAGAUGGCUGCCAGAAACUGCAUGGCCAAGCGAGUAGAGUGCAUGGAAUCCACACUGGCUUGAUUGCUCUGUCCAUUGCGUUUUUCAAUUUACUGUGCUGAGGAUCUGUACAUGGAUGGGAUUUGCCCUUUCUACAAGAAAAGAGAAAAAAAGGAUGUGUUUUCUGUACAUUGUCUCUCCUGAGGUCGAUAUCAAUCCAACACAAGGUGGAACAAAUUUCAGAACGUGUAUCAUUGGCAUUUCCAGCUCAAAAAACAAACAACCCAGUGUCUCACUGGAAACCCAAUAUCAUACGUAGGAACCUUGUCAUAAGGAGGAGUUAAUUGGUAGAGAAAUUCAUUGGCAGACAUUAAUUAGUUUAACAAUCUUACACAGGCGAUUCUGCAAACAACUAAAUUCCAAUUGAUAGACCCAGAAAGCCCAGAGAUGAUGAUGUAGGGGGGCAAUGAUGAAAAAAUUUGUGAAACUUGUUUGUGAUCACACCAGUCUCCAUCAUUGAGCGUGAAUUAUGUCAAGGCAAAUCUCCCAGGGCUAAACUCAAAUCUGGUGCCUCUCGGGCAGUCUCUCCCAUCCCAGUGCCUGCAAGUCACAGACACACUGUCCCCAAUCAAUUGCCCAUUCUCUUGGAGACUGAUGUUUCUUGGCCAAUUCCUCCACUUUAACUCAAUUUACUGAUGGACUGACCCCUCCAGCACAGUCAGGAACAGAUAUUUUUACAUCCCCCCCCCCCCAGUGGUCACCACUUAUCUUUACCCCUUACUCACUUAACAACUCGUCAUCUAAUUUCUGUUUUGUUAGGGUUCCCAUUGACAGUGUACAAGGACCAACUUUAAAUUAAAAGCGAUUAUGAAGAGCCCAAUUACCAACGGUCACUGAAAGGGUGAAUUUAGUGUGUUCCAUUCCGGUGAUAUACACCAGCAUUAAAACACUGGCUUUGAAUGCUUGCAUUUUAAUCACUGUUCCUAGCUCCUCAGAUCACUUUGCUUUUCAUAUGUUCCAUUUGUGUGAACCGGCCAUCACAUGAACAAUUCAGGAAGGCCAACUUGCAUAGGCUCCCCCUUUCCAACACACGGAAUUUGGACCAUAGGCCUGUUGUGAGGUGGGACAGGUUGCAAUAUGUUUAAGAAUGGGCUAGGAUCACUAUUCCUCAUCAGAAGUGAUCAUUCAGCCACUUAAACUAUUCAACGGAUUAAAAUAAUGGUGUUUGGAUUGAUAACGAAAACCCUACAAAAUGCUGGCAGGGUCUCGGAAACUGGCUAUCUAUUGCUGGAUCACCAGGAAAUACAGAUUCAUCUUGUGGACUAUGGAGUAUGUUAAACACUGGGAAAUAAAUCGUACAGCAUUAAAAAAAAAGUGUGCUUUUAUUAUUUUGCUUCAGCAUUAGCUUGUUAGUUAUAAAAUAAAGAGAAAUAAUUAUAAAAAUAAAAAUCAGCUGCUUCAUCACUUGAAGGUCACAUAGUGAAUGUAUCAGUGAAUUUAUCCAACUGAAGCCAGGAAUUCUCCAGGGAUUGAGAACUGGCUCCUGGAAAAGUGAGUCCAGGACUUUUACAUCAUUGGAAAUUUCACUUUUAAAAGAAAACUGAAUUGCUUGUGUUCUUUAUUAUUGAUGGAAAACCAGAAUCAUGAAUUCAGUAUAAUUUGCAAAACAACUAUGUACUUAAAUAAUUUGUACGUUUUGUAUCUUGGAAUAAAAUAACUUCUCUGCUCUUC
Chiloscyllium plagiosum (whitespotted bambooshark) is the source of this 2514-nucleotide messenger RNA. Lineage: Eukaryota; Metazoa; Chordata; Chondrichthyes; Orectolobiformes; Hemiscylliidae. The record is from RefSeq and is a predicted model, not a curated record.